AUCGAGAAACUGCAACUUCAUCCCGGUUAUCUGCAGGUGAGAAAUGUGCCGUCACACGAGAGACUGCGUCUAACGCUAACAUAUGGGAUUCAUGGGUUUUCGACAUUCUUGCUUUGUCCGCUUCGUUUUUUUAUUGGACAACGCUGACAGUGAAAAAUAUGAAGACAUUCUAUGACGGUCGGUUGGAAUGAUCGUGGACGCGCUGGUGUGUGCUUACUGUUUGUGAGGGGGAAGGGGAGUUCCAGCAUGCGCCUUACUCGACUGAGUCGUCUCGGUUAAGUUCGAGAAACUAGGUGUGUGACUUGUGCGUGUGGCUGCCGUCAUUGUGCAAACCAGUUUGCAGACAAAACCCCACAUACAUGCCGCGCGUUGGCAGGCUAUUAUGCUCAUGGAAAAUUGUAAUGUUCUUCUUCUCAUGGUAUGAAGUUACUACAACCAAACUUAUGAAAUCCCUUUCUACUUCGCUUGUAUAUUUUCUUUGUCGAGAGAGAGCACGGCCAAUUCAGAGCCUCAGCUGCCACGGCGGUGCACGCAACCUAGAACAAGCGCUCCCCUUUUUCUACGUCGUGCGGCGCGCUAGGCAUCUCGUGCAUUUAGCGUUGAGGCGUGCUGAACCGUGGAGGUCCCUCUCGCGAUUCUGUCGAAUGGUGGCAGGGCCGCGAUAAACACACUGCAACACGCACUUCCGGUGGCUUCUCGACAAUCUCAUCAGGCAGUUUCUUCGUAGACUGCAAACUCCUCUGUGCUUUGCGCACCAUACUGCCUGUAAGAUGGAACUCGCGCUCCGAGUCGUGCUGCUGACUUUUCUUGUGGCCGGCGUGGCGCCAUGCGCCGCGUCUGAGGCUAGUGGACCAGAAACUGAGGCAGAUUUCACUGUUACUAUUAGCGAAAAAGGGGUGGAGGAAAACAGUCAGCGGGUUUUUUCGCUCGGACCUUCCGCAUCUCUCCGUGUGGUUGACGAGAGCAACAGAGCCAUCUUCCUGCCGCAGCCGACGACAGCCGAACAAGAUACAGCGGCGCAAUACAGUUUUGCGUACGUGUUUGAGAAUGGGCACUGCAACUUUGAAAGAAAAGUUGCAUUCACAGAUGCUUUUCCGGGGUAUUCACAACCAUUGUGGGUUCGUACAGCUACUGAAGGAAGCAUGAUCAAGGCACCGCUUGAGAGAGCAGUUGCGACCUACACGUUUACUAACCCUCCUGCUGAGUAUUUGAGUAAAGCGGUCAGUUUUUGUGUGCGGUUCACGACAUCCUCCGCCGCGACGACAGCCACUACGACAGCGUCACCGACGACAUCAGCCACCACGACAGCGUCACCGACGACAUCAGCCACCACGACAGCAUCACAGACGACAUCAGCCACCACGACAGCAUCACAGACGACAUCAGCCACCACGACAGCGUCACAGACGACAUCAGCCACCACGACAGCGUCACAGACGACGCCAGCAGUCACAACGUCGCAGGCACCAGCAGAUCCUUCAGGUCCGUCAACGGACUCAUCUGUCAGUGGAAGCUCGUCAUCUGGGUCCGGUGGCAGUGGAGGCUCGGCACUCGGGACCGGCAACAGUGGGAGCUCACCUCCAGUACAGAACGGCCACGUGGGAAACAACAAAUCAGGACUUCCCAACGCGGACAGCUCCGAAGAAAUGCCGCAACGCGAUAGACAAGAGAGCGAUAGGGUGCCCGUUGAAAACGAGGAAGGAGGACAGGAUGAGGAUGGGACUGAUGUGGACCCCUCUGAAACGAAGGCUCGCGCACCCGAACAUCCACCCGCGCAACUGCAAAGUGGCACGCAGGGCGCUGCUGGCCAGUCACCAACUACUGGGGACCAACCCGCUGAAGGACAAAUUACAUCCGAGAAGCCAAAAACCGAAUCACCCCUCUCCCCAAGCAGCAUGGCAUCGCCUAAGGAAGAAGCAGAAACCGCCAAGCCUUCAGAGCCGACAACAUACCCAAGUGCAUCCGUACGAACUACCGGCCAACCUGGUGCUGGUGGUGAUAGUCAGAAUCGCUUGAGGCGGCUUUCUGCGAGUGAGGUGAAAUAUUUGACGGUCAUCGUGCACUCCAGCGCUGUGUUCUCUGUUCCGGGAAACUUGAUGCUGUCAGCUGCUUUCUUGUCCAUCCUAACAUCCCUUCUGGUUGCCUAG
Toxoplasma gondii ME49 is the source of this 2147-nucleotide messenger RNA. Its product is annotated as Toxoplasma gondii family A protein. The transcript has a single exon. The record is from RefSeq and is a predicted model, not a curated record. NCBI's taxonomy places the organism in Eukaryota, Apicomplexa, Conoidasida, Eucoccidiorida, Sarcocystidae. Bases 771 to 2147 code for a protein of 458 amino acids.